Molecule: messenger RNA, 2603 nt
Organism: Cicer arietinum (chickpea)
Lineage: Eukaryota; Viridiplantae; Streptophyta; Magnoliopsida; Fabales; Fabaceae
Product: protein trichome birefringence
Cellular component (GO): Golgi apparatus
Molecular function (GO): O-acetyltransferase activity
Source: RefSeq, a predicted model, not a curated record
UUUCUUUCUUUCUUUCUUUCUUUCUCAUUUCUGCAUCACUUCCAUUAUUUAUUAUUUCUCUAUCUACACUUUUGACUUAAAGUCUAGUUACUACUAUUGUGCCAUUGUAAACACACUUUAGUUUUAGUGUUUGUUUUAGUGGUAGUUAGUGUGACUGGCCAAACAUCACUCACAUUUUUUGUUCUCUCUUUUUCACUUUCACUCUCAUGUGCCAAAAUAACUAACUGUAUUUUACUACUAUCACACAACCACUUCAUUUAUCUAUCUAUAGAUCUCAUUUUCAUUCACAACACUAACAAAAUACAGACACAACACAACACAACAACACAUCCUUUCAAACUUUGUACCUUCAUCCAUGGCUGAUGCCACUAAGUAUGUUCCCAUAGGUGGUGGGAACUUACACACUACAACAUUAGACCUCAAAAACCUCUUCUCCAUUCUCAAAACAAGAACAACACUUGCUUUUGCUUAUGUUUUUAUCUUUCUUUUCAUUGCUUUCACUGUUUUCUUAGCUUUUUCUCCUUCUCCAAAUGCUUCUUCACCUUGGUUCACCAACAUAUUCUCACCCUCAUCAUCUACAACUUCACCAACUUCAUCAAAAUCUCAACUUUCUUCCAUUUUCUCAUACUUUUUCCCCAACACCAACAACACCAAUGUUUCUUAUCCUUUUGAUCCUCUUCAAAACAACACUUCUAGUACUAGAUCUACCAAUGCAACUUCUCUUUCUCAAUCUCAUAUUCCAAACACAAUUGAAAAAACUAUCAAUAGUAACAUAACCUCUGUUCAAAACUCAUCACAAGAUGCAGUUCCUGUUCCUGUUCCUGUUCAAAUUCCAAUUCCAAACACAAACAAUACCAAAAUUACCAACCUCACUUCUCAAAUUGUUAAAAAGGAACCAUCUUUUGUAAUAAAUCAAACUUCCCAUUCUGAUGAAGCUAUAGCCAAAGACAAAGCUAUGAACUCAAAUCAAACAAAAAAUGCUACUGCUGAAGGAGUUCCAAUUACUCCUAACAAGAAUUUGAGUUCUAAUUCUUCUUCAUUGAAGGAUGUUGUGUUGAAUAAUUACACAGCUUCUCUUGCUAAGAAACAGAACAACAAACAUGAAGAAAAGAAGAAAGACGAGUGGAUGGAGUCUUUGAUGAAGUGUGAUUUUUUUGAUGGAGAAUGGGUUAAGGAUGAUUCUUAUCCACUUUAUAAGCCAGGUUCUUGUUCUGUGAUUGAUGAACAGUUCAAUUGUAUUGGAAAUGGAAGACCUGAUAAAGAUUAUCAGAAAUAUAAAUGGAAACCUAAGGGAUGCAGCCUCCCAAGGUUGGAUGGACAUAAAAUGCUUGAUUUGUUAAGAGGCAAGAGAUUGGUUUUUGUUGGUGAUUCUCUCAAUAGGAAUAUGUGGGAAUCACUUAUUUGUAUACUAAGAAAUUCUGUGAAAGAUAAAAGAAAAGUUUAUGAAGCAAAUGGAAGAGUCCAUUUUAGAGGGGAAGCCUCUUAUUCAUUUGUAUUUCAGGAUUAUAAAUUCUCUGUGGAGCUUUUUGUGUCUCCAUUUUUAGUUCAAGAGUGGGAAAUGCCUGAUAAAAAUGGAACAAAGAAGGAAACACUUCGUCUCGAUUUAGUUGGAAGAUCUUCAGAUCAAUAUAAAGAUGCAGAUAUCAUUGUUUUUAAUACUGGUCACUGGUGGACUCAUGAUAAAACUUCUAAAGGGAAGGACUAUUACCAAGAAGGUAGCCAUGUCUAUGAUGAAUUGAAUGUUCUUGAGGCGUUUCGAAGAGCUAUAACAACUUGGAGCAGGUGGGUUGAUGCCAAUGUAAAUCCAUCCAAGUCCAUAGUCUUGUUUAGAGGCUAUUCUGCUUCUCAUUUCAGUGGUGGACAAUGGAAUUCCGGCGGACAAUGUGACAGUGAAACGGCACCCAUCGAUAACGAGAAGUACCUAACGGAGUACCCGCCUAAGAUGAGAGUGUUGGAGAAGGUUUUGAAUAACAUGAAAACUCAUGUAACCUACCUGAAUAUCACUAGAAUGACAGAUUUCAGGAAGGACGGUCAUCCCUCGAUAUACAGGAAGCAUAAUCUGUCACCCGAAGAACAAAAAUCGCCGUUGAGAUUCCAAGACUGCAGUCAUUGGUGCCUUCCGGGCGUUCCCGACACAUGGAAUGAGAUUCUCUACGCCGAACUUCUAAUCAGAGAAUAUCGAAAUCAGCAACAGAAGAAGAGAACAUAGGUAGUGAACUACCAUGAAAUCUUCUACCUCACUUAUACAUUAUAUCCAAUGAGUUGUUAAAGAUGAAAUAGAUACAGAUGCAAUAUACCAUUCUUGUUCUAUCCAUAUCAAGGAUAGGAAGAAAGAAACAAAACCAUACAGAAUGUAUUUUUUUUUCCCUAUUUUUCUUAAAAAGUUUAGUGAAACCGUCUAUAUAUAUAAUUAAGAGAUGUGGUUACCAUGAGUUGGUGAGGAGAAGAGAGAAUACUAUGUUGAUUUAUUUAAUCAUUGUAAAUCAUAUUGUCCUUUGUAUCUUCAUUUUCUUUUCUAGCCUCAAAGGCUGAUUGCUAUUGUAAAUCUCUACUCAACUAGAUUUUGUUUAAUGUAAUCAAAUUAAACACUCUAUGACAUGCUA